GGGCGGGAGUGAGGGAGAGAGGGGGCGGGAGUGAGGAGACUUUAGACGAUAGAUGGUGGGAUGCCGAUUCACCGCCCUUUCUUCUCGGCUAUGGCUGAUCAGGAGGAAGGCGCUCUCUCGCUCGUACCACUUUGGGCGAGCAGAUUCAGUUUCACCUUCCAUACUCACUUCACCAACCGCCCACCAGCAGGCCGAGACUGGCCUUUAUGGUUUCGAACAACUGAAGACGCCCAAAGGAUUCCGUUAUUUAGUGAAGGAUGCGAUCAAGAGAUCAGAAGAACUUAUUGCUUACAUUUCGAGGCUUCCUCCCUCGGAAGAUGUCAUUAGGGCCAUGGAUGAGAUAUCAGAUACGGUCUGCUCUGUCGUGGACUCUGCGGAGCUGUGCAGAAAUACGCACCCGGACAGCGAAUUUGUCAAGGAGGCAGAUAAAGCAUCCGUAGAAAUGAAUGCUUUUUUACACCUGCUAAACACAAAUCAGAGUCUUUACGAUGCAGUCGUUAAAGCAGAAACGGAAGGGGUGCUGACAACUGUUGAAGCUCAAAGAGCAGCUCAUACUUUACGGACUGACUUUGAGAAGGGAGGCAUCCAUCUUUGUGCUGGGAAGUUAGAUCGGGUGGAUAAGAUAAAUGCUGAAAUUGCUCGGUUAGGGAGAGAGUUCAAUGAAAAUAUAGUGAAUGACCCAGGUCAGUUUGAUGUAUUUCCUUCUUCACGUGUCCCAAAAAGUCUACAUCAUAUUCUUCAACGCAUCUAUUGCACAAAGUCUGGUUCUGUGAAACUAUCAGUAGAAUCUUCGAGCAUGAUAAAAGAAAGUGGGUUUAGGAUUACAACAGAUGAGGGCACUCUCUCCUCCAUAUUGAAAUGGACAAAUGAUGCAGAGGUCAGGAAACGAGCAUAUAUUACAGGACACUCUGCUCCAUUUGCGAAUCUAUCCGUACUUGAUAAGCUUAUAGCAGCUCGUCAUGAGCUUGCACAGAUAAUGGGGUAUAAGUCUUAUGCUGAAUUUGCAUUGCAACCUACAAUGGCAUCGUCUCCGGAUGUUGUAAUGGGAUUCUUGCUUGAACUGAGCAAUAUUGUUAAGGAUCGAGCAGAUAAGGAGGUGGAAAUCAUAAGGAAAGUCAAAUCUCAAUUUUGUGGAGAUGCAAGCGGAGAUGUACAGCCAUGGGAUGAAGCAUAUUUCAAAGGAAUUAUCAAAUCUUCAGCCUAUGAAAUAGAUCCAACGGUUGUAGCAUCUUAUUUCCCAUUAUCUCAAUGCCUUGAGGGCCUUAAAGUUAUUGUGGAGUCAUUAUUUGGUGCAACAUUUUACAAUGUUUCUCUUGCACCGGGGGAAUCAUGGCAUCCAAAUGUGGUUAAGCUGUUAUUCCAUCACCCUAAUGAGGGUGACUUGGGUUUCCUAUAUCUUGAUUUGUACAGUAGAAAGGACAAGUUCCCAGGUUGUGCUCAUUUUGCUAUCAAAGGUGGAAGAAAACUCUCCAAAACGCAGUACCAACUUCCAGUAGUCGCACUAGUCUGCAACUUCUCUGCCAGACCAGGGCCAUCAACUUCCAAUCUUAAUCAUUGGGAAGUAGAGACACUAUUUCAUGAGUUUGGCCAUGCUCUCCAUUCUCUCCUAUCAAGAACGGACUAUCAACACUUUUCAGGUACUAGAAUGGUUCUUGAUUUAGCUGAAACACCUGCCAACCUCUUUGAGUAUUUUGCAUGGGAUUAUCGGGUUCUGAAGAGGUUUGCUAGGCAUUAUUCCUCUGGCGAAAUAAUUCCUGAAAACUUGGUAGCUUCAAUGAAUUCUGCCAAGAAUAUGUUUGUUGCAACAGAUUUGCAGCGUCAGAUAUUCUAUUCAGCAAUGGAUCAAAAACUUUUUGGGGAGCAAUCAUCAACUCCAACAGACACAAUUGAUAUGGUUGCGGAUCUAACAAGAAAGUAUACCAGUUGGGGUUAUGUAGAGGGGACACAUUGGCAUACUCGAUUCAACCAUCUUAUAAACUAUGGAGCUGGUUAUUACAGCUACUUGUAUGCCAAGUGUUUUGCUGCUACAAUAUGGCAAAAGGUCUUCAAUGACGAGCCGCUAUCCUUAUCAGCUGGUUCGAUACUAAGAACGAAGUUCCUUCAAUAUGGUGGUUCAAGGGAUCCGUCUGAAAUGCUGAAUGAUUUUCUAGGCAAUGGCAUUAUGAGAAAUACCAACGGAGGAUCAGUUCCCAAUGUUUGUAGCUUACGCAAAGAGCUCAACAUGUAACUAUGACAACAAUUUGCUGUACAGUUGAUUUUUUGGUUCUUUAUUUUGAGAAUGUAGUUCACUAAUGUUUCUUGUGAGUUGUGUAUAUUUUUUUUUUACCUUCAGUUGCUAGAAUGGCUACACCAUAGAUUUUUUUUUUCAAGUAGCUGAUACUGACAAUUUGUGGCACUAGUUUUAUCAGCUUGACAUCCAUUUUAUCAGAAAUGAUAAGACAAUGCCCAAUGAUGGCGGAAACUGUA
Molecule: messenger RNA, 2466 nt
Organism: Nymphaea colorata (pocket water lily)
Lineage: Eukaryota; Viridiplantae; Streptophyta; Magnoliopsida; Nymphaeales; Nymphaeaceae
Product: mitochondrial intermediate peptidase, mitochondrial
Exons: 17
Coding region: 53-2227 (724 amino acids)
Biological process (GO): peptide metabolic process; proteolysis
Molecular function (GO): metalloendopeptidase activity
Source: RefSeq, a predicted model, not a curated record